Lampris incognitus (smalleye Pacific opah) is the source of this 762-nucleotide messenger RNA. It is a transcript of the gene olig4, whose product is annotated as oligodendrocyte transcription factor 4. Gene Ontology annotation, molecular function: protein dimerization activity. NCBI's taxonomy places the organism in Eukaryota, Metazoa, Chordata, Actinopteri, Lampriformes, Lampridae. The coding region runs from base 1 to 762 and encodes 253 amino acids. The transcript has a single exon. The record is from RefSeq and is a predicted model, not a curated record.
AUGGAUUCUGAUGCUGGCUCCAACUGCAGUCGCUCCUCGUCUCCUGACCUGGUGGUGGAUGACUCUGUCAGAGGCUUUUUCUCCAACAAGAUGUUCCAGACAUACUGCCAAGAACAGAGGGCAGACAGGGAGGCAGCCCAGGGCACCACUGAGCUCUGCGUAGGGGUCGGGAAGACCAAGAACAGGUCUGACCUCACCAAGGAUGAGAUGCAGGACCUGAGACUGAAAGUUAACAGCCGGGAGAGGAAGAGGAUGCAUGAUUUGAACCAGGCUAUGGAUGGCCUGAGAGAGGUCAUGCCCUAUGCCCAGGGACCCUCCGUCCGUAAGCUGUCAAAAAUCUCCACCCUGCUGCUGGCCCGAAACUACAUUCUCAUGCUGUCCAGCUCUCUGGAGGAAAUGAAGAAAUUGGUGGGGGAUGUAUAUGGAGGCAGUGCCGCCGCACAGAGCCGUUCAACCGCCCAUCCCCGGAUCAGCCCGCCGGCCCCACCUGCCCACCUCCCACUGCAUCCUCUGGCCCACUCUCUGGUGGGUGGCACGGCUUCCACAAUCCAGCACCAUUCAACUUCCCCGGCUCCGGCCCCACACUCGCCCCCGUCGGCCGGCUUCCUGGGUUUUCAUGCUCCGGUGCAAGGCCUUCUGAAGGACCCCAUCCACCUGACCAGUGCCUACAGGCAUUUUCCGGGCAUGCCUUGCCCCUGUUCACUCUGCCAGCCUUUGCCCACUCCUACUUCAACACUGCACAGCCUUUCCAUGAACAAGUAG